This is a messenger RNA of Fomitopsis serialis, 4263 nucleotides long. RefSeq lists its product as uncharacterized. Bases 1 to 4263 code for a protein of 1420 amino acids. The transcript has 5 exons. Lineage: Eukaryota; Fungi; Basidiomycota; Agaricomycetes; Polyporales; Fomitopsidaceae. The record is from RefSeq and is a predicted model, not a curated record.
AUGUCCAGCACCCGUGUAACACAUCUACAACCGGGUCCCUUUACACGCAAAAAGAUGGACACCCCUCCAGCGACAGCGUCGUCCCAGAAUGUCACUUUACCCGUCAUCCCAGAGCUUUACUCUCCAGACUUUCUAGACAUCAUCUUGCCCGUCCAGCAAAAUGUGGUGCAUGAGCCCGCACCCACGACGGUCCCUGAGGCGCGCAAUCCUAUGAUGGAUGCGCUUCAGGCGACAGCCCAUCAGACCUUCACGGAAAACGGUGCGCCGGCGUUCUCAUCCACGCUCUCACCCACCCUGGAUGCCUUCCAGGCGUUGCGACCGUACGCGCAUGGGCCGAGCAUCCCACGAUAUCUUGACGCAUCAUGGGAGGAUGACCCGCAACUCACGCUGCGCAUCAUAUGGCACCUACGAAGCAUCCACGAUGGCAAGGGCGAGAGGGAAGUCUUCUACCAGGCUUUCGGAUGGUUGUACGCCAAGCAUCCGCGAACUGCUAUCACGAACCUGCCGCGGCUAAUUGAACCCCUGUGCACGCAUCCGAAAGGUCCGAAAGCGCGUCGUGGGGGCAUGCCACACGGCUGCUGGAAAGAUCUCCUCAACAUCGUCGCCCUCGCGGAGGUUGACGAGCUACAGCCAAGGGAUGAGCCUGCGACGUUCCUGCAUGCGCCCCGUGGUCGUGAGGCGGUUCGGCGCGCGGUGCGACGUACGAAUGCUCAGGGAAUCGACGUCACAAAAUCUGGGCGGGCGCAUGCGAACCACGCGCGCCUCGAGACCAAACUCAUGGAGCCAGAGUUUCGCGCACUCUACGUGAUGGUAGCUCGCCUCUUCGCGGAGAAGCUCACGCAGGACGUGUCGAUCCUCAGGCAGAUGGAAGAGGUGAAGCACGGCUCCGAAGAGUGGUGGGUUCUGUCAAAACGGCUGUCACUGAUAGGAAAAUGGGCUCCGACACCGCAGGGCUCCCAUGACCGCGUCACGAACCUCAGCACUGCGAUCUGUCUGCUCCUGCACGACGCCGGUGUGUUCUCAGACUUACGUGUCGCUGUGUCACGCGAUACGCCGCUGCCUGCGCUCGAAACACACAUCCUACGCUCGUACUACCAACGUUGGGUGCUGACGCCCCUCCGGCGCACGCUCGCUGUGCCCGAGCCGCUGAUGUCGGCUGGGCGCUGGAAGGAAAUUGACUAUACGCGCGUGGCUUCGUGGUGCAUGAAAACAAACGCGGUGCGCUUCUACAAGCAUGAUCCGGACGGCUUCGAGGCCUACAUGGUCAAGGUCGAGAGCGGCAAGAAGACGAUGAACGGUGCGACGCUGAUGCCGCACGAGAUCGUGAAGGCCGUGCAAGCCGUGGAGCGCGAGUCUACCAGGACGCAGCCGGGAUUGCAGAAACUCGAGCGCAAGGUCAGGCAGAUGCAGAUGCGCGUCCUUGAGGCACAGUGGACGUCACUCGUACAGCGUCUGCGUGAGGCGGGCAGCCUCGACAGCGCACUCGCUGUAUGCGACGUCUCCGGCUCGAUGGCGGCCCAGCCCAUCCAAGUCGCUCUCGCCCUCUCGCUCGUCACAGCGCAGCUCGCUAGGCCCCCCUUCUCUGGCGGCUUCAUCACGUUCUCGAAAUCUCCCCAGUUUCUGACCGUCGACGUCGAGCGCAACGGCCUCGCACGCACGCUAGGAGAGAUGGUGCGGUCGGAGUGGGCCAUGAACACGGACCUCCAUGCCGUCUUCGUGGACCUCCUGCUCCCCCUCGCUGUAAGAAACAAGGUCAAGCAGGAGGACAUGAUCAAGACGCUCUUCGUGUUCUCAGACAUGCAGUUUGACGAAGCCACGGAAGCGGACGCCACUGCGUGGGAGACCAACCACGACGCCAUUGAGCGGGCGUACGCAGAGGCUGGGUACGAGGUUCCGCGGAUCGUCUACUGGGAUCUCGCAGCGCACCGUGGUCCGGGGAUGGCGGCGGUCCCUGUGACGGCCAACCGUAAGGGUGUCGCCCUCAUGAACGGGUUCUCGCCUGCUCUGAUGAAGGUGUUCGUGGGCGACGCCAACGCUGAAGAGGCUGCAGAGGAGGUUGAGGAUGGAUGGGAGAAGGUGAAAGGGGAGUCAGACUCGGAGUUCGACCCGCUCAGUAUAAUGAAGAAGGCCGUCUCAAACAAGAGCUUCGAUGGGCUCGUUGUGAAUGUCACGCUACCUACCAUCCCUGAGCUCUAUUCUCCGGAUUUCCUCGACAUCCUCUUACCUGCGAAGGAGCACGUCGUGGCUGUACCUGAGCCUGAGGUAGUUCCCGAUCCCCGGAGUCCUUUCAUGGAUGCGCUCCUAGCGACAGCGCAGCAUACGGUCACGGAGAACGGCGCGCCUGCGUACUCGUCUACGCAAUCACCUACCCUGGAUGCCUUCCAGGCACUGCGGCCACGCGCGCAUGGGACGAAUAUCUCGCGGUACCUCGAAGCAGCAUGGGAGCACGACCCGCAGCUUACGUUGCGCAUCAUCUGGCACUUGCGAAGCAUCCACGAUGGCAAGGGUGAGAGGGAGGUCUUCUAUCAGGCGUACGGGUGGUUGUACGAGAAUCAUCCACGGACCGCUGUUGUCAACCUGCCGCGUCUCGUCGAACCGCUGUGCACGCGUCCGUAUCGGACCGAGGGACUGUCGCAUGGUUAUUGGAAAGAUCUCCUGAACAUCGUUGCUCUCGCUGAGCUCGACGAGCUGUCGCCCAGGACUGAGCCCGCAACGUUUCUGCAUACCCCCGUCGUCCACCCCUUGGAGCUCCGACGAGUCCUGAGGCGACCUGGAGGAGAUGAACCUACAAGGUCAGAGCGUAACCAGGCGAACUUCGAGCGCCUCGAGGCCAAGCUCCAGGAGCCCCGGUUUCGUGCUCUCUACGUGAUGGUGGCACGUCUCUUCGCAGAGAAGCUUGUUCAAGACUUGGCCCUUCUCCAACAGAUGGAGAACGUGAAACACGGUUCGGACGAGUGGUGGGUGCUGUCGAAGCGGCUGUCGCUCGCAGGGAAGUGGGCACCGACGCCCCAGGGCUCCCAUGACCGCGUCACCAACCUUAGUACCGCGAUUGGUUUGCUGCUGCAUGACGCGGGCCUCUCAGCGAACCUUCGCAUCCAAGUGUCCCGCGACGCGCCCCUGGCUGUACUCGAGACGCACAUCUUACGCUCAUACUACCAACGUUGGGUGCUAACGCCCCUCCGACGCACGCUCGUUGUGCCCGAACCGUUGAUGUCGGCAGGGCGCUGGAAGGAGAUCAACUACUCGCGUGUGCCCGCGCUGUGUAUGAAGAUCAACACCGUGCACUUCUACAAGCACGACCCGGAGGGCCUCGAAGGGUACAUGUACAAAGUCGAGAGCGGUAAGAAGAAGAUUAGCGGGGCGACGCUGAUGCCGCACGAGAUCGUGAAGGCCGUGCAAGCCGUGGAAUGCGACCACGUCUGGGGACCACCGGCAUUGCAGGAACUCAAGCGCAAGAUAAAACAGAUGCAAAUCCGUGUUCUCGAGGCUCAAUGGACAUCGCUCGUGAAUCGUCUACGGGAGGCAGGCAGGCUCGACAGCGCGCUCGCUGUGUGCGACGUCUCUGCCUCGAUGGCGGGCCAGCCCAUCCAAGUGGCCCUCGCUCUGUCGCUCAUCACCGCGCAGCUCGCGAAGCCCCCGUUCUCUGGCGGCUUCAUCACGUUCUCCAGAUGUCCCCAGUUCCAGACCGUCGAUGUUGAACGUGUCGGCCUCGUACGCGCAUUACGGGAAAUGGAACAUUCGCACUGGGACAUGAACACCAAUCUCCAUGCCGUCUUUGUGGAUCUGCUCUUGCCUCUCGCUAUCGCAAACAAGGUCAAGCCAGAGGACAUGAUCAAGAUUCUUUUCGUUUUCUCGGACAUGCAGUUUGACGAGGCCACUGAAACGACAGCCGCAGAUGCUCACAGGAGUCGGGGCGUAACUACAAAGUGGGAGACAAACCACGAUGCGAUUGAGCGCGCGUACAAAGAAGCUGGAUACGAGGUCCCGCGGAUCGUCUAUUGGGAUCUCGCGCAGCACAACGAAGCGGGGAUGCCAGCGAUCCCAGUGACGGCUGAUCGGAAGGGCGUCGCUCUCAUGAAUGGAUUCUCUCCUGCUCUGCUCAAGGUGUUCAUGGGUGAAGCGGACGUCGAUGACGUCGCGAUAGAGGUUGACGCCAAGCCUCAGCAGGAAGAGGUGGUUGGGCAGGAUGACUUUGACCCAUUGAGUGUUAUGCAGAAGGCCGUUUCGAGCAAGAGCUUUGACGGACUGGUUGUCUUGGACUAG